Xyrauchen texanus (razorback sucker) is the source of this 5821-nucleotide messenger RNA. Its product is annotated as endoplasmic reticulum membrane adapter protein XK-like. NCBI's taxonomy places the organism in Eukaryota, Metazoa, Chordata, Actinopteri, Cypriniformes, Catostomidae. The coding region runs from base 88 to 1365 and encodes 425 amino acids. The record is from RefSeq and is a predicted model, not a curated record. The transcript is spliced from 4 exons. Gene Ontology annotation, cellular component: membrane.
UGCGUCUGGUGGUUGAUGCUGCCACUGGAACUUCCGAAUGUAUGCAUACGAGAACGCAUAGCAGAAAACAAAGAUGGAUGAGUGAGGAUGAGACUCCCCAGCUCAGUCCUAGUGUCGGUCUCUUUUUUUACGGCCGAGACGACGGCUGCUAUUUAUCUGAGCACCACUUAUCGCUCCGAUGGUGAUAAGAUUUGGCAGUGUUUGACGCUCCUCUUCACGCUUGUGCCAUCCGUGCUGGUCCAGCUCACACUGAUCUUUAUUCACAGAGACCUGAGCAGAGACAAACCUCUAGUGCUGCUGCUUCAUAUAUUACAACUAGGGCCAAUAAUCCGGUGCCUAGAUGCCUUCUGUAUCUAUGGCAGUGCUGGAAAGGUGGAGGAGCCAUAUGUCACCAUCACCCGAAAGAAGCAGAUGCCCCAGGAAGGGCAGACAGAGGAGGUGGAACAGGAAGUGGGGCAGGUAGAGGGGAAGCUAGUCACUCACCGCGCAGCUUUCGCCAGGACCUCCGUCAUACAGGCCUUUCUGGGUUCUGCACCCCAGCUCACACUGCAGCUGUAUAUCUGCGUGCUGCUGAAAGGGGUUUCUAUUGGUAGAGGGACAUUGAUGGUCAUUUCCCUUCUCUCUAUUGUAUACGGAGCCUUGCGUUGCAACAUUCUGGCUAUAAAGAUACGCUACGACGAUUAUGAAGUCUCCGUCCGGCCGUUGGCGUACGUGUGUGUGUUCCUGUGGCGAGGGUUUGAGAUCGCAACACGUGUGGCCGUGCUGGUCCUCUUCAGCUCCGUGUUGAAGGUGUGGGUGCUUCCGGUAGUUGCAGCCAAUUUCAUCCUGUUCUUCCUGUUCCCGUGGGUCCUCUUCUGGAGCAGUCGUUCUCCAUUUCCGGAGAACAUCGAGAAGACGUUGACGCGCGUGGGCACCACUAUCGUACUCUGCAUGCUUACCUUCCUGUAUGCGGGCAUCAACGUGUUCUGCUGGUCCGCCGUUCAGCUCAAACUGGAUGAUCCUGAACUGAUUGAUAAAGGCCAGGUGUGGAGGCGGGUUGCAGCGUACUACUCCCUCCGUUUCGUGGAGAACACGGGGCUGAUGGUGAUGUGGUAUGUCCACCGGACUGAGUUCUACCAAUGGGUGGACGCCCCUGUGUUGGAACUUCUGCUGCUGUUGGGUUAUGCCAUGGCUCUAUUCUUCAUGUUGCUGUUUUACCAGUUUUGCCACCCAUGCCGGCAGCUGUUUUCAUCCAAUCCAGCCCAAGGUUUCUGGAAGUGCUGUGGAUCCCUUUGCCUGCUCUGUGGACCACUUUCCCAGUCCAGCUCCAUGAGGACCAAGCCAGGGAAAGACGUUGGAGACGACCCACCCUGUUUGACAGUCUGAGCAGACAAGCCAGCAUGGUCCAUUGAAGUGCAUGUGAAAAUCCUUAACAUGAUGAGAAUGAAAUUGCUGCUUUCGUCAUGUGAUGUGGGAGCGAACUUUCUCUCCUUCUCUCUGUGCCUGCAUUAUUUGUCAACCUGGUCUCGUUGAAUCACAUUUUUGCAAAAUAAUUUUUAUGUGGCUCGUUCUAUGUAUCAUCGUGCAACGACAACAACUUUUAUUUACUUUCAUACAAAUCACAAGGAAAAUGGCAGAUUAUCAGUUCAUAAACGCUAACUCUUCACCCUCUUCCUUAAACAAUGCUUUCUUAUGACGUCUAAACGCUAUAAUGCGUGACUUGAAAAGCGACGUAUUACAAAAUUUACAUUCCAUUCCAUCCAUUACAAAACUGCAAUUACAAGCUUAUUCAAAUGCAAUAAAGUUUCUCGAAAGCUCAAUUUAUAGAGUCAUGUACUUGCAAUGCAAAAGAUCGGGGUACGAGUCCAGCAAAGCACACGAGUCAAGGCAACUGUCAUAGAUGUGUCACAAAAUUAUUGCUUUUUACAUUUCACAUUUGCUCUUUAUUACACUAUCUGUUAGAUUUAGGUUAACCUUUUAGCAAGGUUCGGUCAUUUUUGACCGAAAUCAAUUUAGUUUCUGUAAUAAAAAUGGUAUCCUCCUUCUGAUUGGCUCGAGGCUUGGUUACUUUUCCAACAUUUGCCAUAUGAACACGAAUAAAUAUUUCCAUUUGGACUGGAUUUGAUGAGUUUAGGCCACGUGACAAAAAAGUGACACUUGUGUUGUUUGUGGUCAAAUUUGACUGACCAUAGGAAAUUAAUUGGGUGAGAGUACAACACAGAGCAAUCAUUCAGCCACAAUGCAGAACACACACACACACACACACACACACACAUGUUGUGUUUCCAUGUUUUAUGGGGACUUUCCAUAGACAUAAUGGUUUUUAUACUGUACAAACUUUAUAUUCUAUCCCCUAAACCUAACCCUACCCCUAAACCUAACCCUCACAGAAAACUUUCUGCAUUUUUACAUUUUCAAAAAACAUAACUUAGUAUGAUUUAUAAGCUGUUUUCCUCAUGGGGACCGACAAAAUGUCCCCACAAGGUCAAAAAUUUCGGGUUUUACUAUCCUUAUGGGGACAUUUGGUCCCCACAAAGUGAUAAAUACACGCACACACACACACACACACACACACACACACACACACACACACACACAAAUGAAUGGGUGAGACCACAGCACAAUCACAAUGCAGAACACACACACACACACACACAAAUGAAUAGGUUAGACCAUAACACAAUCACAAUGCAGAACACACACACACACACACACACACACAAAUGAAUAGGUUAGACCAUAACACAAUCACAAUGCAGAACACACACACACACACACACACACACACAAAUGAAUAGGUUAGACCAUAACACAAUCACAAUGCAGAACACACACACAUUAAUAGGUUAGACCAUAACACAAUCACAAUGCAGAACACACACACAUUAAUAGGUUAGACCAUAACACAAUCACAAUGCAGAACACACACACACACACACACACACAACUGAAUAGGUUAGACCAUAACACAAUCACAAUGCAGAACACACACACACACACACACACACACACAAAUGAAUAGGUUAGACCAUAACACAAUCACAAUGCAGAACACACACACACACACACACACACACACACACAAAUGAAUAGGUUAGACCAUAACACAAUCACAAUGCAGAACACACACACACACACACACACACACACACACACACACAAAUGAAUAGGUUAGACCAUAACACAAUCACAAUGCAGAACACACACACACACACACACACACACACACACACACACACACACACACACACACACACACACAUACACAAAUGAAUAGGUUAGACCAUAACACAAUCACAAUGCAGAACGCACACACACACACUCACACACACACACACACACACACACACACACACACACACACACACAAAUGAAUAGGUUAGACCAUAACACAAUCACAAUGCAGAACACACACACACACACACACACACACACACACACACACGCAUGAAUAGGUUAGACCAUAACACAAUCACAAUGCAGAACACACACACACACACACACACACACACACACACACACACACACACACACACACACACAAAUGAAUAGGUUAGACCAUAACACAAUCACAAUGCAGAACACACACACACACACACACACACACACACACACACACACACACACACAAUCAUCUUGGUACAACCAGGAAUUAAUUAGUGGAUCUUUUCUGCCAUCUGACGGUUAUUUUUGUCAUUACAUGAUUUUCAAGUCACGUAAAUGUUCUUUUUUUUUUUUUUGCACCAGAUGGCAGCAAUCUGCCCCAGUACAUGACACGUCUUCAUAUUUUCUUUAUGUAUCAUCGUAUAGAAGUGUAGAUUUUUACUGUAUUCACAUGUAUUAUAUACAAAUAUAUAUAAUAUAUUUAUUUUUAUAAGCAAAUUAAUGGUGUAAUUGAGAAAUUUAAAGGUAGAUACGUUCUAGAUAGCAUAAAAUUCCCCCAAAAUGCACAACGUUAGUGUUUUUACAUUAUUGAAGUUGUUAUUGUUGUUGUUAUUUUAUUAUUGUGUUAUUAUUGUAUUUCUUUCAUAAAAUAUAAAAACAAAACUAAACAUUUUUUUUUAUACAUUUAUUGUUUUUGGUCAAAUCUGACAGCAAACAAUACAAGUGUGAGUCUAAAACAAACAGUUCUCUAAGGGAUCUCAGCAGUUUGGAAAAGUGGAGAAAAUGACCAUAUCUGCCAAAUUAGGAAAUAAUCUGUCAGGGGCAAAGUAAUUUCAUUGCUAAGUACUUAAGUAGGUAUUCUAUCAAGAGAAAAUGUAACUAAUAUUUAGUACCAAACACGGGACUUUUCACCUUGAAACUGCUGCGAUACAUGUGAUGAACCACGUAAUGUCAUUUGCAAAAAUGUUGCCACAUUCACAGUAAUCUUCCUUAGAUUGGGCUGUUAUUUUAGGAACUGAUUUGUUUAAAAGAUUGUAUUUGUUUAAAGGUGCUCUCAGUAACUUUUGUCUUUGUGUCAUCUUGGAUUUACACCAGAGCCGGACUGGCCAUCGGGAGAACCGGGACUUUUCCCAGUGAGCCAGCCACGAAACGGUGUCGCGAUAUGUCAAAGUGAGCCACGAUAUGAUGAAGGGAACAUUAAAACACAUUGCUCCAGGGCUGAUUUUUGUUCCUAGUCCACCCCUGACUUACACUGACACCUAGUGGCUUGGAUGAAGCAUAAUUUAAAAUCAAUAGUUUCAGUUUCAGAUGCCAUUGUAGAUAUGUAGUAUUCACAGUGAGCCAUGAUUACUUUAAUCAACGAGUGAAAGUGUCAAAUAACAGGACGGUUACUGAGAUUAAGCAAGUCCUAUUCAACUGGUCAUGUGAUUCCAACAUGGCCGCCCCCAUGUGCGGACCCUCUCCAUAUAGAAUAAAACAGCUUUUAAGAGGUUACUGAUAAGACCAGAGUCUUCAUUUAUUGUGAUUGUUCAUGAUUUCCUACAUAUAUUGCAAAAUUACACUUCAUGUCGUUAGAAGUUAAACUUUUUGAAUGAGUAAAAAUUUCCUGAGAGCACCUUUAAGUUAUAAGCCUUUUGUUUUCAAUCUUUUCUUCACUUUUUAAGGGAGUUGCCCUCUGGAUUAUUUUGACAGCUUCUGAGGUUCAUUUUUAAUGCUUCCUUUAAGUUCAUCUUGUUAUUGUUGCCACACUCAUACACACAGAAUACCGAUAUAGUAUGAUUAUUGUCAUAUGAUACACACAAACUUGUUGCCUAAAUGUAAGUAAUUGCCUCAAAUGCUUUUAAAAUGUGAUAUAUUGUGGAAAUUUUUUUAGUUCAUUACUGGUUAUUUUUUCCUGUGGAGUGCAAAAGGAGAAUUUUCCUUUAUGUAAUUUUUUUACUUUUUGUUUACAAUCACAUUUUGUAUUCUUUUCUACAAGGAGUACGAAGAAAAUCUUAUUUGUUUUCACAGCGGGAAGUAUAUGAUUGUAUCCAGGGCUGGACUGGCAAUCUGGCAUACCGGGCAUUUUCCCGGUGGGCCGAUGCACUUUGGGGCCGAUCAGGGGCGGACUUGCCAUCGGGAGAACUGAGGGGUCUGGCGGGUCGACCGUGAAACAUGCCGAAUGGUCCGCGAUAAGAGUGAGCCGCCACGUUAUGCAGAACGGACCACAAAACGGUGCCGCGAUAUGCAGAAAAUGACAGCGAACAAUUUUGCCCCCCCCCCUUCCCGCUCAACAGUUGGGCCGGUUACCAUGUAAAAUCCCAGGCCGAUUUCUCUUCCCAGUCCAGCCCUGAUUGUAUCCUAACUUGGGAGCUGAAUGGCUUGAGUUUAUAAAUUUUGCACGACUUUGUGAUCAGGGUUUGUUCUGGAAACCCCCUCAAAACAUCUCCAUGAGCACUGUAUAGAGCACAUCACUGCU